AUGGAAGAAUACACUGUGUUAAAAGUACUUGGAGAGGGAUCCUUUGGGAGAGCUCUUUUAGUUUUUCAUAAGAGUAGUGACCAGAAAUAUGCAAUGAAGGAAAUAAGACUUCCCAAGUCUCCAUCUGAUGUACAGAGCUCUAGGAAGGAAGCUAUUCUGUUGGCUAAAAUGAAACACCCAAAUAUUGUUGCCUAUAAGGAAUCAUUUGAAGCUGAUGGACAUCUGUAUAUAGUGAUGGAGUACUGUGAUGAUGGAGAUCUAAUGCAAAAGAUUAAAUAUCAAAGAGGAAAGUUGUUUCCUGAAGAUACGGUACUUCACUGGUUUGUACAGAUGUGCUUGGGAGUGAAGCACAUUCAUGACAGACGUGUGUUGCAUAGAGAUAUCAAGUCCAAGAAUAUUUUUCUCACUCAAAAUGGAAAAGUAAAAUUGGGAGAUUUUGGAUCUGCACGUCUUCUUACAAAUCCAAUGGCAUAUGCUUGUACAUAUGUGGGAACUCCUUAUUACGUACCUCCAGAAAUAUGGGAAAACUUGCCAUACAACAACAAAAGUGAUAUAUGGUCCCUGGGAUGCAUUUUAUAUGAGCUCUGUACUCUUAAACAUCCGUUUCAAGCCAAUAGCUGGAAACAUCUCAUCCUUAAGAUAUGUAAAGGAUCCUACAAUCCACUUCCAUCUCAUUACUCCUACGAACUUCAUUAUUUAAUAAAACAGAUGUUUAAGAGAAAUCCCAAGAACCGUCCAUCGGCCAGUACUAUUCUUGCAAGAGGUUGCUUAGCAAAACUUAUCAAAAAUUGUUUGCCAGCAGAGAUGACAGCUGAGUUUGAACAAAUAUUAAAGGAGACAAAGACACACAAAGGUGAUUUAGGAAGAAUAAAAGCAGGUGCUGUCAGAACAGGUGGACGUUCUAAUAAUGGGCAAUGUGGAGAUCAAAGUAGUACAGGUACCAAUUCAGAACUGGAGAACAUUACCAAGCGCUUGAGUGAGAGGACACUGAAGCAAAAGGGCGCUGGUGAAGAGGUUUCAUCAGAAAACUGUGAAGUCCCCCCAAAGAAUGCAAAUUUGCCAAGUCCCCACAGAAGACAUUGGGAAAGGGGAGUGUCCAAUACAGUGGUAAAUGUCCUGGAAAAUGCAUCCUUACUUUAUUCCAGUUUUACAGCUGAGGAGGAUGAAAGUGGCUGUGUUAUAAAAUACAGUGAAGAUAAACCACGUAAGCAGUGGAUCAAAGAAACUCCUCACACCUUGAUGAAUAUUCUCAAGAAUGCUGAUAUCAGCUUAGCGUUUAAAACCUACACAAUCUAUAAACCAGCCUCUGAAGACUUAUUGAGAGGUCCACUUUCUGAGGAAACCAAAGUAUCUGAUGAAAUAGAUGGUGAAGGUGAAGCCAUUAUAAUGGAUUCUGAGAGGCUUGAACCAAGAUCUGAUGAAGAAGAUACGGACUUUGAAGAGGAAGAUGAUCCUGAUUGGGUAUCUGAAUUGAAGAUGAUGGCCAAAUACAGUGACUGA
This is a messenger RNA of Emys orbicularis (European pond turtle), 1500 nucleotides long. RefSeq names its product NIMA related kinase 3 (gene NEK3). Gene Ontology annotation, biological process: protein phosphorylation. The record is from RefSeq and is a predicted model, not a curated record. Bases 1 to 1500 code for a protein of 499 amino acids. The transcript has 15 exons. Gene Ontology annotation, molecular function: protein kinase activity; ATP binding. Lineage: Eukaryota; Metazoa; Chordata; Testudines; Emydidae.